Messenger RNA from Hyphopichia burtonii NRRL Y-1933, 1113 nucleotides. RefSeq names its product Kis1p (gene KIS1). The coding region runs from base 1 to 1113 and encodes 370 amino acids. Lineage: Eukaryota; Fungi; Ascomycota; Pichiomycetes; Serinales; Debaryomycetaceae. Gene Ontology annotation, cellular component: nucleotide-activated protein kinase complex; nucleus; cytoplasm. Gene Ontology annotation, molecular function: protein kinase binding. The record is from RefSeq and is a predicted model, not a curated record. The transcript has 2 exons. Gene Ontology annotation, biological process: signal transduction.
AUGUCUGCAUCCCCAACAUCAACCGAUGCCACCAAAGAUGUGUCUAUGGUUGAUGUAUCUAGUGCCAAUGCUGGUGGUGACGGGAAUGGUGCUUUUAAUGAUCAACCACCUCAAAGAAGACGUUCCACCAUAAUUCUUACUGAUGAGAAUGAGAACGAAUCGAUGAAUGUUGAUGAAAAGAAUGAUGAUGGAAUGGUUGUUGAUAAGUCUCCUCAGGAUGAGAACCAAAAUCAAAAUCAAAAUCAAACACAAAAUUCACCUUUACCGGAUGCUAAUACUACGAUCCCCGUUGAUAUAAAAUGGGUACAAGGUGGUGAAAAAGUCUAUGUAACUGGUUCUUUCACUGGUUGGAGAAAAAUGAUUAGUUUAGCUAAACAAACAGAUGAUAGUUUUUCAAUCACUCUAGGAUUGCCCGUCGGAACUCACAGAUUCAGAUUUGUAGUUGAUAAUGAAUUAAGGUUCAGUGAUUUCUUACCAACUGCUACCGAUCAAAUGGGUAAUUUUGUGAAUUACGCCGAGGUUACCCCAGAUCAUGUUCAAGCUCAUAUGAAACAACAAGAGGAAAAAGAGCAACAGGAAAGACGGGAACAAGAAGAACAUGAAAUACAACAACAACAACAAUCUCAACAAUCCCGUCUGCGUGCAUCUUCAAUGAGUCGUCAUCGACUGGAUUCUGCUUGGGGAUUAACUAAUGAUGAUGAUGAUAUGGGUGGUGGUUAUUCCAGAUAUCACGAUGAAGAGGAUAAUAGUGAACUUUCUCAAAGAAAAUUCAAUUACAUAAAUGAUAUACCACCAAUAUUCACCGACCCUAAAGUCAUGGAACAGUAUUAUAUGGCAAUUGAUAAACAAUCAAAACAACAAAGUGGUCAACAACAAGCUUGGUUACAUCCUCCUCAAUUACCUCCUCACUUAGAAAAUGUCAUUUUGAAUAAUUUUAACUCUGCUGAUAAAGAUAAUAAUCUGGGAGCUUUACCAAUUCCAAAUCAUGUCGUUUUAAAUCAUUUGGCUACUACAAGUAUCAAACAUAAUACCUUGGCCGUGGCCCUGGUUGUUAGAUACAAAAGAAAAUACGUUACACAAGUAUUGUAUGCUCCUUUACAACCACAACAAUAA